Drosophila suzukii is the source of this 1583-nucleotide messenger RNA. Its product is annotated as SPRY domain-containing protein 7. NCBI's taxonomy places the organism in Eukaryota, Metazoa, Arthropoda, Insecta, Diptera, Drosophilidae. Gene Ontology annotation, molecular function: protein binding. The record is from RefSeq and is a predicted model, not a curated record.
UGCAACACAAACAGCUGUUUACAAAAACAAAACCAAACGAAACAGCGAAAAAUAUUUGCAAUUUAUCAAAUCUAAAUUAAAUAAGGUUAACACGAGCUCAGUUGGAAGAACAACAUCGAUUUAGGUAUGUUCUGCUGCCUACGCACCUGUCUCAAUGGCGGACACAUGAGGAAGCCCACGGCAGCUGCGAGUCGUCUCCGGGAGCCCGAUGUUCACCUUGAUGCAGCACAUAUGGGACCUGAUGUAAUCCUGCUGUCUCAUCAGCUGCGGGUUACAGGCACCGGUGGCGUUUUGGCCACCGCUCCCUUGGUCCAAUCGAAAUCCUAUUUCGAGGUGAAGAUCCAGCAGGGAGGCAGUUGGUCCGUGGGACUGGCAACCCGGCAAACGGAUCUCAGUCGCAAGAGCGGAGGUGGGGAUCGCGAAUCCUGGUGCCUGUGCUCUGACAAUGCCACGCGUCACAAUGACCAGGAGGAGUUUCGACCGGUGGUGCAGGCAGCCUGCACCACCCAACCAUCAAGGACGACCAAUGGGAUCCUGAACAACAGUGCUGCCAAGGCGGCUGGUCUCAUCGCCAUUGAGGAUCUGCAGCAAGAAGAUCUGCUGAUGACCACCGGGGUGGCAUCAUCUGAUGUUGGCAUCGGUGAUUCAUUAGUUACAUCGCCACCGCGUGAUUUUCCCGACGAGGGUGACAUUGUGGGCAUAGCCUUCGAUCAUGUGGAGCUAAAUUUCUAUUUCAAUGGAAAAAAUCUGGAGGUUCCCUUCCGGAAUGUGCGGGGCGCAGCAUUAUUUCCCGUAAUCUAUGUGGGCAACGGCGCCAUUCUGGACAUUAUUUUGGACAAUUUUUCGCAUGGUCCUCCACCUGGAUUUGAGCGUAUACUUCUGGAACAGUCGUUACUUUAAAAAGUCCAUAAAAAAGCCUUGAACAAAUGAACAGCUUGAGAACAAAAAACAUUGAAGAGAUAACGAAAAGACAGUGCGUUUUAGGACUAUAGGACAGGACUUAAUUGCCGAAACGUAAAGCCUUUAGAGUAAGUUAAUCAACGAGCACUUAAUUCAACACAUUCGUUAAUUUAUUUUUGACAUUUUGAUGUAAAGAUUUUGAUCGUAUAGACAUAUAAUAUAAGUUUCAAAAGACAUGCGAUAAUCAUUGGGACUAUAAGCACUUAAUUAAAAUCACCAUUUGCCAUGUUUCCUCUCUAGUCAAAAAAAUGAACAUUUAGGAUACAUUUGAAUAAUUUGCAUCUUAUAGUCGUAAAAUGCACUGUUUUACUCAUUGACAUCAAGUGUAUAAACUUUGUAACCUCUCUAGUCCUUAUACUCCCCAAACCGAAAUGUAUUUCUUUUAUUUUACUAAUAUUUUGUAAAUUAUUUACGUAGCUUGACCUCGCGACUGCUUUUGUAUUAUACACAGACAUACUUAUAUACAGAUAUGAAUUUUUUUGUAGUAUCUAGAUCGCCACAAAUCAAUUCUGACUUCAUACACAUUCCAAUUUACAAUGGCAACGUACUCGAGCACGGAAUUACCUAACUAACCUUAAGAAUAUAUCUGUAUAUCUAAAUAAAUUAUAUCUACAUGUAUCAAA